Neltuma alba is the source of this 1002-nucleotide messenger RNA. Its product is annotated as branched-chain-amino-acid aminotransferase 2, chloroplastic-like. The record is from RefSeq and is a predicted model, not a curated record. Gene Ontology annotation, molecular function: branched-chain-amino-acid:2-oxoglutarate transaminase activity. The coding region runs from base 1 to 1002 and encodes 333 amino acids. The transcript has 8 exons. Gene Ontology annotation, biological process: branched-chain amino acid metabolic process. Lineage: Eukaryota; Viridiplantae; Streptophyta; Magnoliopsida; Fabales; Fabaceae.
AUGGAUUGGGACAAAAUUCAAUAUGAAGUGAUUUCAACUGAUCAAAUUUAUAUAAUGAAAAGCUCUUCAGAUGGUAUGUUCACUGAAGGGAAAUUGAUCCCUUUUGGGACUAUUGAGAUCAAUCCCAAUUCUUCUGUCUUAAAUUAUGGACAAGGAUUAUUUGAAGGGCUAAAAGCACACAGAAGAAAAGAUGGUGGGAUUCAAACAUUUCGACCCCAAGAAAAUGCAUUGCGAAUGCAAAAGGGAGCUGAGAGAUUGUUGUUGGUUGCACCUUCUGUUGAACAAUUUAUUCAUGCGGUCAAACAAGUCGUUCUUGCAAAUCAACGUUGGCUACCUCCUUAUGGAAAAGGAUCAUUGUACAUUAGGCCUCUGUUAUUUGGAAGUGGACCAGUUAUGGGUAUUUCACCUGCACCAGAAGCCACCUUCUUAAUAUACACUAAUCCAAUUGGCAAUAAAUAUAAGGGACUCGCUGGUGAUAUGCAUUUGUUAAUUGAAGAUAAAUUUUCUCGUGCUAUUCCUGGGGGAACUGGUGGAAUCAAAAAUAUAAGCAACUAUUCACCUGUUUUUCAGGUGACAAAAGAAGCAAAAGCUAAAGGAUUUUCUGAUGUCCUCUUUCUAGACUCACAGGAACACAAGUACAUCGAGGAGGUAUCAUCGUGUAAUGUUUUCAUUGUAAAGGGUAACGUAAUUUCAACCCCACCAGCAACUGGAACUAUUUUACCAGGAAUUACAAGAAAAAGCAUCAUUUCCAUAGCUUUUGACUUGGGUUACCAGGCUAAAGAAGACAGAGUUUCAGUAGAAGAAAUUUUUGAAGCUGAUGAGGUUUUCUGCACUGGAACUGCUGUUAGCAUCUCCCCUGUUAAGAGUAUAACCUACCAAGACAAAAGGGUUGAAUUUAAAACUGGAGAUGGAACAACAUCAAUGAAGCUGUUUGAUAUGAUUAGAGGCAUCCAAUUAGGUGAUGUGGAGGACAAGAAUGGCUGGACUGUUCAAAUUGAUUGA